UGCUGAAAUAGCACCAUCUCAGAACAGCCCUGGGAACUGUGGAUCCACCCAGCUCAGCAUCCAGAGCAGGCUCAGCAACCAAGCAGCGAAGAACCCAGAGCUGUAUAUCAGCUGCUGCUGCUGCUUGCUCUGCCGACUGCUCUUGUCCCUUCUUUUUCUUUCAGCCUACCUGGAACUAUGUUAGCCUUUGUGUUCCGGCUAGUACUUGGAGUGUCAAAUGAGCAUCCUGCUCCAUGCAGGCUGACUGCUGUGAUUGAGUUUUUUUUGCCAGGCAUUUAGGAGCCAACAUCCCAUCUGGAGGAAGCUUUCCCCCCUAAUAUCAAGCCAGUCUUAUCUUGAGUGUAUAUGUUAUUUUCUGACUACUACACCUGGAAUUUCAGCAGAGCUGCUGCUACUGUACCUGGGAGCUGAUAACUUUCUACACAUCAUAAAAGCAUCACCUUUCUGAUACUUUUUAUAUUAUGUUUUUUAUAUUGAUUUUUAUUUGUCUUUUUAUAAAUUGAUCUCCUUUUCCAUGUGAAAGGAUUAUGCAACUCAGAUUCUAGUGUGUCUGUUCAUUCUGUAUGACCUUGCAUCCAGUGGACUCAGUGUGAUCUAUGUGCUUUUUAUCCUAUUUUAGUAAGUUAUUUCUAAAGUGGAAUUGGUUUAGAUAGUAGCACAGACUGUUAUGUUCAUGUACAACUGGAAUUAACUUCAUGAUUACAAAAUUCAGAAUAAGAAGACAAUUAUUGCAUUUUGGGAAUCUACGUUGCAGGUUUUAAUUCCUGUUUUAAGAUUUAUGAACAUUUUGUACUUUAGUUAGUGGCACCUGUGUAAUUGCACAAUGGCAUUGAGUGGAAACUGCAGAACUUAUGCCCCACCUAGAGACCAAGUGACAAUCCUGCAAUCUUUCCCAGAGGUGGUUGAAUUAAAUGUUGGUGGACAAGUUUACUUUACACGCCAUACAACAUUAACCAGUGUACCCCAUUCUCUGCUAUGGAAAAUGUUCACCUCAAAAAGGGACUCUAUAAAUGACCUGGCAAAAGAUGCCAAAGGACGUUUCUUUAUUGACCGAGAUGGGUUUCUCUUCCGUUAUGUUCUGGACUAUCUCAGGGACAGGCAGGUGGUUUUGCCAGAUCAUUUUCCAGAAAAAGGGAGACUGAAAAGAGAAGCAGAAUACUUUCUACUCCCAGAACUAGUGAAACUCUUAGCACCUGAUGAAGUGAAACAGAGCCCAGAUGACUACUGCCACAGUGACUUUGAGGAAGUCUCUCAAGGAAGUGAAACCAGAAUAUGCCCAUCUUCAUCUUUGAUGCCUUCAGAUCGAAAAUGGGGCUUUAUCACUGUUGGUUACCGGGGUUCAUGCACCAUGGGUAGAGAAAGCCAAGCAGAUGCAAAAUUUCGGAGAGUUCCAAGAAUACUGGUUUGUGGUCGUAUCUCUCUAGCCAAAGAAGUCUUUGGAGAAACAUUAAAUGAAAGCAGGGAUCCAGACAGAGCCCCAGAAAAAUACACCUCCAGGUUUUAUCUCAAGUUCAAACAUCUAGAGAGAGCAUUUGACAUGCUGUCAGAGUGUGGAUUCCAUAUGGUAGCCUGUAACUCUUCAGUGACAGCUUCAUUCGUCAAUCAGUACACCGAUGACAAGAUCUGGUCCAGUUAUACAGAAUAUGUCUUCUACAGGGGGCCGUCCAGAUGGCCAUCAUCUCAUUGUGACUGCUGCUGUAAAAACACAAAAGGAGACAAGGAGGGUGAAAGUGGAACAUCUUGCAAUGAACUCUCUACAUCCAGCUGUGACAGCCAGUCUGAAGCCAGCUCUCCUCAAGAGACAGUCAUCUGUGGGCCUGUGACCCGCCAGCCCAACAUACAAACUCUAGAUCGACCAGCCAAGAAAGGACCGGUACAGAUUCUCCAGCAGUCUGAAAUCCGACGGAAAAGUGACCUUUUACGAACUUUAACAACGGGGUCCAGAGAGUCCAACACAACUAAAAAAAAAGUGCUAAAGGAGAAGCUCUCCAUUGAGGAAGAGCUAGAAAAGUGUAUUCAGGAUUUCAUGAAGAUAAAGAUACCAGAAAGGUUUCCUGAGAGGAAGUAUUCAUGGCAAUCAGACCUGUUGCGAAAGUAUCACUUAUAGAAAAGAUGGGGGGUGGGGGGAAUAAAACACAAUUUUAUGGUACAUGAAACCUAUUGUUAAUAUGGUAGAUUGCCAUGUACACUUAAACUACUGCCUAUAUACAUAAAUCACCUUAACCCCUACUGGAUGGAUGUAUUUUACCAUCUACACUAUUCCUGACCGAUUCUUACCUACAGCGAAGGUGUUAACAUUGAUAGUUACAGGGUAUUAAUUUUUUUCCUCCAUGGAAGCACAAUGUAUUAUGUUCCGUUGACAUCUAAGCAAAAUGGUUUCUGCAAACACCAAUAGCACAAGCAUAAUAGACAUGAUAAACAAAUGCUUCUGAGCUUUUUACGUUUUUUUUUUCUCUUUAAUUUUUUAGUUUUCCAAAUUCAAUGUCCGUGUGUUUGUUAAGAAAGUCUCUGGAAGAGUAUCACUUCAAAAUGCAUGUUUCCCUACUGGAGGGUGGAGGUCACAUGAGUUAAAAAAAAAAGUAAAUCUGUAUCAUGAUUUUAAAUUUAGUGAAUAUAUUACUGCAUAAAUUAUUGGUCUUGUUAUAUCUGUUACUCUGAUCUUUCUUUCACGUUAGAUGGCUGCUUUGUGUGGUCAUAUAAUCUGUGGCUGCUUCAUAAUCUCUAUUUUUGUAGGAUUCUGAGCUGUGUGGAUGGUGUUUAACACUGAGAACUUAAAACCCUACCCUUAUUUUAGUCUACAAACAUCUAUCACCUGUGUGGACUCCAAGUAGGGGAACAUUCCUAUUCAAAUGGACACUCAGCCUUGUUAGCAAAUAUUUUAUGAACAAUGUUUGCAAAGUACAGGGCUUUUGUGAUGACAAAUAAUGUGUAAAAAUGAAUUGAUGUGCAAGUGCUUAAUAAAGUCUUAAGUGCUCAUUCACGCACUAACUGUU
This is a messenger RNA of Pseudophryne corroboree (corroboree frog), 2993 nucleotides long. It is a transcript of the gene KCTD16, whose product is annotated as potassium channel tetramerization domain containing 16. The record is from RefSeq and is a predicted model, not a curated record. The transcript is spliced from 3 exons. Gene Ontology annotation, cellular component: signaling receptor complex; postsynaptic membrane; presynaptic membrane. Gene Ontology annotation, biological process: regulation of G protein-coupled receptor signaling pathway; protein homooligomerization. The coding region runs from base 824 to 2107 and encodes 427 amino acids. Gene Ontology annotation, molecular function: protein binding. NCBI's taxonomy places the organism in Eukaryota, Metazoa, Chordata, Amphibia, Anura, Myobatrachidae.